Colletotrichum spaethianum is the source of this 1056-nucleotide messenger RNA. Its product is annotated as putative sugar phosphate/phosphate translocator. Gene Ontology annotation, molecular function: antiporter activity. The coding region runs from base 1 to 1056 and encodes 351 amino acids. NCBI's taxonomy places the organism in Eukaryota, Fungi, Ascomycota, Sordariomycetes, Glomerellales, Glomerellaceae. The record is from RefSeq and is a predicted model, not a curated record. Gene Ontology annotation, cellular component: endosome; trans-Golgi network; Golgi apparatus. The transcript has 5 exons.
AUGGGUGCCGACGAGAAGACGCGCGUCUCGGGCGAGGUUCCUCGCGGCGAGAACGGCUCCAUCCUGCCCACCACGAACCCGGACGUCGAGAAGAGCCAGCCUCCCAAGGCUCAGAUUCAUCCCGCACUCUACGUCAUUGUCUGGAUUUCCUUGUCCUCGUCGGUCAUUCUGUUCAACAAAUGGAUUCUCGACACCCUCAACUUCCGCUACCCGGUCAUCUUGACGACCUACCACUUGACCUUUGCGACUAUCAUGACCCAGAUCCUCGCUCGCUGGACGCACGUUCUCGACGGACGCAAGUCGGUUAAGAUGACUGGCCGCGUGUACCCCAACCUAAAGGUCUUCCUGAACGUCUCCGUUAUCGUUGUUGGUGUCAUCAUUGCCUCGAUCGGCGAGAUCAAGUUCGUUUGGAUCGGUGUUAUCUACCAGAUUGGCGGUGUCAUUUUCGAGGCCCUGCGUCUCACCAUGGUCCAGCGCCUGCUCAGCUCUGCUGAUUACAAGAUGGAUCCUCUCGUCUCUGUCUACUACUUCGCCCCCAUCUGCGCUGCCAUGAACCUGGCUGUCGCUCUGAUCUGGGAAAUCCCCAAGGUCACUAUGGAUCAGGUUUACAAUGUCGGCCUGUUCACCUUUUUCCUGAACGGUCUCUGCGCCUUCUUGUUGAACGUCUCGGUCGUCUUCCUGAUUGGCAAGACUUCUUCUCUUGUCCUGACUCUAUGCGGUGUUCUCAAGGACGUCAUGUUGGUCGUUGCCUCUAUGAUGAUCUGGGGCACCCAGGUGUCUGGUCUCCAGUUCUUCGGUUACAGCAUUGCCCUCGGCGGCAUGGUCUACUACAAGCUCGGCUACGAGCAGAUCAAGGGCUACAUGGGUGAGGCCGGCCGCCAGUGGGCUGACUUUGGCCAGCGCAAGCCUAUCCUCCGCAAGCUCAGCAUCAUCGUGCUCUCGGCGUUUGUUCUCUUCACCAUGCUUGGUGGUCUGGCGCCGACGUACGCUCCCGAGUACGACCCCCACAACCUCAUUAACGAGGUUAACAGCCACUUUGGCAGCAGCAGGGCAUAG